UUAUAAAUAUAUUUAUAAAUCAGCACCAAUUUCUCUCUUCUUGGCUAGGGUUUUGGGUGUUGGUGACUUGCAGCCGCAGCCGCAGCCGAAGCCGAAGCCGGAUUGACUGCUGGAGCGUCGAGAUGGGGAGAAGACCGGCCAGGUGCUAUCGUCAAAUCAAGAACAAGCCAUACCCAAAGUCGCGGUACUGUCGUGGUGUGCCUGAUCCUAAGAUCAGGAUUUAUGACGUUGGAAUGAAGAAAAAGGGUGUUGAUGAGUUCCCCUUCUGUGUGCAUUUGGUCAGUUGGGAGAAGGAAAAUGUCUCGAGCGAGGCACUUGAAGCUGCCCGCAUUGCUUGCAACAAAUACAUGGCUAAAUUUGCUGGAAAGGAUGCGUUCCAUUUGAGGGUCAGGGUGCAUCCAUUCCAUGUCCUGCGUAUCAACAAGAUGUUGUCUUGCGCUGGGGCUGAUAGGCUCCAGACUGGCAUGCGAGGAGCCUUCGGUAAGCCUCAGGGCACCUGUGCUCGUGUUGCCAUUGGUCAGGUCCUGUUAUCUGUGCGCUGCAAGGAUGGCAACAGUCAUCAUGCCCAGGAGGCUUUGCGCCGAGCAAAAUUCAAGUUUCCUGGACGCCAAAAGAUCAUUGUCAGCAGGAAAUGGGGAUUCACCAAAUUCAGCCGCACUGAUUUCGUGAAAUGGAAGUCUGAGAAUAGGAUUCUUUCCGAUGGAGUGAAUGCAAAGCUUCUUGGAUGCCAUGGACCUCUGGCCAACAGGAAACCGGGAAGAGCAUUCUUAACAACUGCGGUAGGGUCGAAAUGAUGGACACAUGGGAUGCAUUUGCUUUCUUUUUACUAAUUCCAAUUCGACAUUUCCGUUGAAUACUAUGUUUGAAACUUCUGUUAAAGAGCUGCCUUGAGAUGUUUUAUGGUUUUGGAUUUCAGUUUCAGUGAAGUUGUUUUCAAAACUUUAUUUGGUUGAGUCAGGUUAAUGGUAAAUUGGUGUAGUCGAUUAUAAUGCUGCAUUCCAAACGACUUGUUCACAA
This is a messenger RNA of Andrographis paniculata, 1017 nucleotides long. RefSeq names its product 60S ribosomal protein L10-like. Gene Ontology annotation, biological process: ribosomal large subunit assembly; translation. The transcript has 4 exons. Gene Ontology annotation, molecular function: structural constituent of ribosome. Gene Ontology annotation, cellular component: cytosolic large ribosomal subunit; ribosome. The record is from RefSeq and is a predicted model, not a curated record. NCBI's taxonomy places the organism in Eukaryota, Viridiplantae, Streptophyta, Magnoliopsida, Lamiales, Acanthaceae. Bases 123 to 794 code for a protein of 223 amino acids.